AUGCUAGACUCCACUCCCAUCCCGCACCUGCACAAGCCUGGCGAAGGCGGCGUGCUCGACAACGGCAACAUGCUCAGUCUCCGCGAUCAGGAAGCCAAGCUCGAUCAAAUCCAAAAGGACAAUUUUGGACUGAAACUCAAGAUUCACUACCUUGAGGAGGCUCUGCGAAAGACGGGCACGCAGUUCCAGCAGGCGACGCUGAAGGAGAAU
Neohortaea acidophila is the source of this 210-nucleotide messenger RNA. RefSeq lists its product as uncharacterized. The transcript has a single exon. Gene Ontology annotation, cellular component: microtubule organizing center. NCBI's taxonomy places the organism in Eukaryota, Fungi, Ascomycota, Dothideomycetes, Mycosphaerellales, Teratosphaeriaceae. The annotation marks the transcript as partial. The record is from RefSeq and is a predicted model, not a curated record.